Colletes gigas is the source of this 5529-nucleotide messenger RNA. RefSeq names its product centrosomin (gene cnn). The transcript has 15 exons. The record is from RefSeq and is a predicted model, not a curated record. Bases 809 to 4996 code for a protein of 1395 amino acids. Gene Ontology annotation, molecular function: protein kinase binding; calmodulin binding; transcription cis-regulatory region binding. Gene Ontology annotation, biological process: microtubule bundle formation; negative regulation of centriole replication; positive regulation of DNA-templated transcription. Lineage: Eukaryota; Metazoa; Arthropoda; Insecta; Hymenoptera; Colletidae. Gene Ontology annotation, cellular component: pericentriolar material; mitotic spindle pole; microtubule organizing center.
GCACGAUCCGUCGUUGGAGCAAGAGACAUUUGACACUCUCGUGCCAUUUAUUCGAAAGUGAACGUGUUCACGCGUGUCGCCCUAUCGCGUUUUACCGAUAAGGACAAACGAGUCCGUUUCGACGGAUGGACAGGCGAAAUCUUUCCUUCUGAUUUCGGCCGACACGCGUAUACAAAUAUCAAUUUGCGAUGGAAGACGACAGACCCGCGAGAAAGCGAUCACUUUCUUCCAAGAGGACUGUGUUCAAGUACAAACUGCUGAUUCAGUGACAGGGUGCCGUUCUCAGGGGUGAACGCGCGCGACCCUCGCACGUUGUUCGUUUAUUCACGGGACACCCUGGACCUUGCAAGGUGGACAUAAGUUAAAUUUUUCAACGGGAUAGUGUGUGAACAGUAACGUGCGACGUACGAGUGAAUCAUCUGGCGUGUCGUCUUGAGCAAGAGUUAUCUCAUUGAUCGGUCCAGGAGCAGCAUAUAGGUCGUCCGCGCUAACGCGGCACGCUUAACGGAUUUUUUCGACGGUCCAACAACGCGAACAUAUACAAUCGUCGAAAGUGAUUUUUAAUACCGACCAGGCCAGGGGGGGUUCGUUUACGAUACUCCCUGGGUAGAUUGACAUUUACGUGCCAAAUAAACGUGCCAAAGCGUAUUCACUGAAAGUACAAGUUUUUAUUAGUAUUAUCUUACGGAUUGUUGAUACCGUUGUCGUUGUUGUUACCGUUUUAUUUGUAAGUUUGUACGUGGGGUUCGAGACUCGAGGACUCGUGAUUUAUUUGUACGGACGUUUUAUAGUAUUGUUAAGCGGUUCGAUGAGGAACAAUUACCGCAAUAUGUUUUUCGCCGGCUACGGAUAUUCCAAUCAACAGCAAAAUAGCCCGCCAUCGCCGACCAGGACGAACGUUUGGGGCACCGUUUACAGUCCAUUCCGGAAUUCAAGCAUGUCGUUGCACGAUAUCACGAUGAGCCAAACAAUACCACUGAUGAAUGGUACGAAUGCAAGAACGCCUGAAAAACUCUCCCCGAUGGGGGUGAUCGGAACCAGGGAGGGGGCGGGAGUCGGCAGAACGAUGAAAGUUUACGAGGAUGAGUUGGAGACUCUAAAAAAGGAGAACUUCAACUUAAAACUGCGAAUUUAUUUUCUCGAGGAACGAAUGGGCAUCACACCGGCGGACAAGAAUGCCAUAAAAAAGAACAUCGAACUGAAGGUUGAAAUCGAAACACUGAAGAAAGAAUUGGUCGAGAAGCAGGAAUAUCUUAGGCAAGCAGCUAAGGCGUUCGAGAUGAUCGAAGAGCAAAAAGCAGUGUCCUUGCGGGACCAAACGCACUACCAACAGUCGCUAGAAAAUGAACGGGAGAAGAUCAGAAAGCUUGAGCAAGAAUUAGCAGAAUACCAGGAAAAGGUACCAGAUGCAUCCAUCUACUAUAAGGAAGCCUUCGGCAUCACGCCAGAAAACGCACUGGAGAACGAGGAAAAGUUGCGCCAAAUGGAAGAACUUGUUGCAUCCCUGGAGGCGGAGGUGAAGCAGGUGACGGGUAGCUUGGAAGAGGAACGCGUCUGGGCGCAAGAACUCGAGAGCGAGAGGGACGAGUUCAGAGAACGUUUAGAGGCUGAGACACGUUUAAGAGAGAAUUCGGCCGCGGAGAGGUUGCAAGACAUGGAGGGGCUGCGAGAAAAAGUCAAGGAAUUGGAGGAACAGCUGCUGAAAAGGGACACCGUCGUUCAGCAGUGCAGGAACGAGCUGCUCGAGAAAGAAAGAGUCAUUAAGGAGAAAAAUGUCCAGCUGGAGGAGAAGUGUCGGGCGUACGAGGAGCUGAACGUGGUUUCUGAGAAAAGAAAGAAACAAGUCGAUCAGUUGAGGGCGUCUAUAAAAACCAGGGACGAUGCCCUCACGGACCUAAACAACAAACAUCGUGCUUUGCUCUCUCAGUUCGAAAACGGUUAUGCCAAACGAUCACCACCUAGCAGCCCGUCGGCGAUGAGUCCAAUUGAAGAUCCGUUGCAGUCGAGAAUGGAACAGAAGGCAACCUGCGCUCAAGGGACAACAAAGAGAGGAAACACUUGUCUCGAUUGGGAACCGAACAGAGAAAGGUCAACGAGAGUAAAGAUUCCGUUGCAAGCACUUGGCGAAGAGAUCAGAGACGUAAGAGAUUUGAUCAAGGAACUGGAAGACAAGGACAGUGAGUUGAAACACCAAGAAGAGACAAGGAAGCAGUUGGUGUUGAAAUUGUGCAAUAUGCAAAAGCACGUUGAGACCACGGAGCUCAAGUUAAAGAAAUUGGAAUACAACCAUGAGAAGGCGGUAAAAGUUAUCCAAGGUUUCAUGGAGAAGCAGCGCAAAUUGGAAAACAUCAACCUGAUGAAGGAACAAAAGAUCAUUGAGUUGGAGUUUGAACUGAGCAGGCUACAAGAGUGCGAGAACUUGAAGGCGGGAAGGGACUUCAGCACCAACAUAACGGAUAAUCCUGAGCGUGAUCCCAGCAAUCAGCGGCGAUUCGACGAUAUGGAAGCCAAAAUAAACGACCUACGAGACCAAGUAGAGACCAUCAAGGCUGAGAAGAGUCGUUUGGAGAAGCAGAUAGAAGUUAAAUCGGAGGAACUCCAAGGCCGCCUACAAGACAGAGAACAAAAGAUCCAAGUUCUGGAGACCGAAAAGCAGACGAUGAAGGAGCAACUACAGGAUAAAGCUGAUGAACUCGAGAAGCUGAAAGAAACCACGAGAAACGAGCCCGAAAGCCCGACCGAACGAGAGGAUCUUCUCCGCGAGCUGAAGCUGCGGGACGUAGAAAUCGAGGAGAAAAAUCGAAAGAUCGACCAACUGACGAAGGAGUUGCAAGUGAAGACGCAGAACUUACAACAGCUGGUCAACACGGAACUGUGGAGCAAGAACAAGGAGAUCGCGAAGCUUCACAAUCAUAUGACCGCCAGCCACGGUCACGAGAGGAGCCGAAACAAAUCGGACAUCGUCCAAGAAAGCGCCAGCUCUCAACUGUCUACGUUGAUCAAAGAGCUGAACGACAUUGGUAUAAAGGUGACGUUCACAAAUGAGGUGAUUCAACUGAACUACGUCGACGGUAACAAACUCAUCGACGUGAAAACCAUGACGGACUAUGUACAGAAGCUGGUAACGCAGAAGAACGAGCUGGAGAAGGAGGUCGAUUACUUAAAAUGGCUGAAACUGGUCUCCAUGCCGGAUAUCGCCACGGAGAUGGACGGAUACGGCGACAAUCAAACGGAGAGAGCCAACAAGUACUGCGAAUUAUUACGCACUCACCUCAAGGAUCUGGUGAAGUUCAUGAAGGAGAUGUUGAAGAGCGUGGAUCACGCCGAUACGAUUGGCAACAAACAUAAGAAAAUCGUCCUCGACGUUCUGAUGAGCUCGAAGAUAUUGUCCGAUGACUUUGUGAACGCGCUCGAAGGGAUUUCGAUCAACGAUAUACCGUUCAGUCUGGAAGGAAUGAACGCGAGGUCGUUCGACAAUUCGGUGAAGAAGAGUCGAUCGGAGAAUCUGCUCAGCGCCACCAAGCAUCAAGCUUCCACGCAAUCCGAUUCGGAGGCAUUCUCGGAGCCAGAUAGAACGGUCUCCAUGGCUAGAAUUGGACUGCAGGAAACGCAACAGAAGUCUUUGAGUCGGUCAAGGUUCUCAAAGUACACCAAAACGUUCAGCGAUUCCGAAGAUUCUUUGGAAUACGUGCCUUACCAUAAAACUUAUCAGAACGAUCUGAACGAGACCGAGGCUAGCAAUCAUAUACAAGAACUAAAGGAAACCAACGCUCUCCUGUAUACUGAACUCAGCGCCCUCAAGAACGAACUGCAUACUCAGGUUUCUUUUGACUGUGCAUUCAACGAAAAAAUAUCGCCGUUGAUCGUGAAAUUGGAAAAGUCGCAAAAGUUCUGUGAAAAAUUGCAAUCAUCCUUGGACAGAAGAAUGCACGAAAUUCACGCGCUAAAGAAGGAAAGUAAGCAGAAUAACAUUUGCAGAGCGCAAUUGGAGAAGAAAUUGGUCGAUUUGGAGAGUAUGGCCACUGAAAUGAAUAAACAGAAAGCAGAGUUGAUGCAAUAUAAAGAAAACACCGAUAAAAAAACCGCGGAUAUGCUCGUAACGCUCAACAGAGAGAACGAGACGUUGAGGGCGCGGAUCAAGAAAUUGGAGGAGGAGAACGAGGAUGCCAAAGCAACUAUAUUAACAGUCACGAAGGAGCUCGAUCACCUAACUCUCACUCACAGUCAAAUUCUCGUGAAGAACACGAAGCUAACGAACGAUAAGUUACGUUUGGAGCAAGAAAUUAGGAAAUCCGAGAACAGAUGCGACAUGACCGUCCGUUCUAUGCAUGACAAAUUCAACAAGGAGAUCUCGGAUCUGAAUCAGAUCAACGAGUCGCACAGAGUAAGAUUACAUGAAUUGGAAAUUGCCAACAAAGAGCUACGAAGGCACGUUGCAAUGUGCGAUGCGAGUGAUUCAGCGCCAAGUUCUAGCGGCGUAUCCUCUCUACCCACAGAUGCGAUAAUUAAACAAACUUGCGAGGACAUCAUGCAAGAAUAUCAAUCAUAUAACAAUUCGCAGUACUGGCUGCCUGUAGGUUACUCGACGCUCGGUGGCCGCAGUAAAUCAAGUUGUUCGCCAGAUUUAGGGAUCGAAAGCGACGCAGCUGUGACGACCAUGAGGCCGUUGAAAGAUACGUUGAAAAUUACCGAGUCGAUGACUAAUUUAUUGAGCGAUGAAGAUAACGGCAAUAGCAACAGACCAGUUAGAGAAGUGGAUAACGAAAGUCCUUUGCCGAUAGAAGGUCUAGAUGAGGUGGAAGCUUUGAAGCAAGAAAACGAAACGCUAAAGAGAAGGUUGAUGAAAACGAGAAGGGCAUUAGAGGAUACUUUCCAGCAUCUUUCCGCGUCGAAUAAGAACAAAAAGAACGUCGAGAAAGCUAUAACGAAACAGCUGCAGAUUACAAAGAGUAUACUCAAGAAAACAAGAACGUACGAAGAGCCAUUAGACAAUUGACAGAGAUGAGGGAGAUCGACGCGAGCAAAAAGAAAGAAAAUUGUAUGCAAGGAAAAGAAAAGGAGCCGCGAAGUUGCAUAUUUUAAAACUGACGUCGAUGUUUAUUUUUUAUAGCCGCGACUUUGCUACGUUUCUACUCGUUGCGUGCAAUCCAAUUUGUACAAAUUAACGAUCGACCACGACGCGUGUUAUAUCUUGUAAAAAAAACUCACGAAAAAGUAUUUUGAUACAUUCACGAAUCGUUAACCAAAAACACAUAAAUAUUAAAACGUUGAUCAAAAGCGUGCUUCGCGAAAUAAGAUGGAAUUGUAUAUUGCGAGUUUUGUAUAUAAUUAUGUAAGUGUACUCGAGCUCUUUUGUAGAUUGUCUCUUCUUACCAAAGGUUCGUGCAACCUUUCCAUCGAAUCGGAAACUGUCCAUUUGUCAUAUUUCGUUUUUCCACGACAUAAAUUUACCCGCGUGUACAUAUAAACACCAAUGUAUCAUUACACAGCAUCUGUACAUAGUCUUCGCAAAUAAAGUGCCAUUGAUAU